AUGAAGGGGUAUAUCCACCAACUGGCUUUACAAGUCAUACAUUUCACGUUGGAGAUCCUGCGCGCGGCAAGCGCCAAGGGAAACUGUUUUACUGGGGCAUUCUAUUUUACCGAUGGAAAAAAUGUGGUUGAUAACUACGCUCUUAGAGGUAAUGGCAUUACUAGCUUCAGUGUUCCAGAACCAAUUGAUUGCUUUAGAGCCUGUCGGCUGGAAUGUCGGUGUAUCUCGUUCAACUAUAAACAGACGCAAAACCUGUGCCAAUUGAACGAGGAAAGCCGAUAUACUAACGCCAGUGCCUUAGGAUUUGCGGAGGGAUGGCAAUACUACGAUCUGGUUAUCGACUACAACGUACAGGUAAGAACGAAAAGAAUUACUGUACGUCUUUAGGUGGUCAAUUUUUCAAACUGUCGAAUGUUGAUAAUGAUUUUUCCUAAAUAGGCUUACUGCACCAAACUGGUGGUAUCUAGCUCUAAGUCAGAGGAAAUAAGUAACGAAAUUGUGUGGUUACGAUUAAACGAGAGGCUGAAGAUACUGUAGCCCAGGUGCAGACGUCACUCUCCUAUCUUUGCAGCGAGCGGAAAAAGGGGCUACAACAAAGGAAGUAGGAGGUGCAUGCACGCACGCUAAUGAUACAGUAAAUCUAAUGUCAGCAAUCUGUCUAACGUCGAAAUCUGUACAAUUGCAACUUUUCCAACCGAAAAUCUUUAUUCAAGUUAGGCGCUUGAUACAAACGAUCGAUGCAUUUAAGGGCAUGCGAAAAGCGGAAGCUGCCGAAAAUAGGGUCAAAAUUAAUGGUGGAAGUAACAAAACGCAGUUUCUCUGUCAAAUUCUCAAGUUAUUAUUUUCUUUUUAAGGGCAAUGUUCCUGUGGUUCGAUGUGAAAAUGGCUGUUGCGAGGACAGUCCCUGCCUCAAUGGAGGAACGUGUCACGAGACCUGUGACAUCAUGGGCAAACGUUUCACGUGUGAAUGCGGUGCGUAUGCUACAGGGAACCUCUGUGAAACUGGUACAGCACUAGAUUUAAGUUUCCUUCUCUUUUCGUUCUUUGUCAAUUUAAGUGAGUGUUACCGUAAAAUCAGAUAAUGUAUUGAGUGGAAAUGACUGAGAAAAACAACAAUCAACUUACUUACUUACUUAGGUCGGGUGAUCAUCCCGAGUCGUCCUAAUAUAAAAAUCUUUCCACACGACCUGAUCUUAUCUCUUUGGUAUUGCCCAGUCCAGUGUCAGCCUUUAUGGUGUCAAUGUAUGUAGCACUUGGCCACCUCGAUUUGGGUGAACAUAUUGGGGGUUUUUGAAGCGGUCUCUUCAUUAUGAGGAGCACAAUGGCCAGCUAAUCUUAAUCUUCUUGCAUGGAUUGUUAUACGGGAGGCUAGCUAUACGGGAGGCUCCCGUAUAGCUCCUGAUUGUUGAUAUGUUGUUACCAGUGCACAUUCAGGACCGUUCGCAGCAUUCUGGUGUAGCAUCAAUCGACACUUUUCUCCAGCUUCUUGGUCUCGGCCCACGUUAGCCUGAGUAUCAGGCCUUCCUAAGGGGCUAGGGAAGCCUUUUCCCCCAGAAACGCCUGUUACUCAGGAUAGGUCCACGUUUCACUUCCAUAGAGUAAGACAGACUCCACACUUGCUCUAAAAAGUCUGAACUUUUUUGCUAGUGGCUGCUUUGAGGUCCACACUUUUCUCAUUCCGUUGCAAGCUACAUAAGCUGAAGCUUCAAACGGUGCUGUUUAGUAUCGCUUGCUCUAGCUGCGAGACCUAAAUAUGCAAGCGUUUCUUUUUCAGACUUCCGCCCCGGCGAUUUGCCAACCCCCAAAGGCAAAAAAAAUGCAAGAUUCUGAGAGAGCUGGGAAAAGUAGUGCAUGAGAAAUGGGUAAAAAGUCGUGAAAUGUCCCAAAUUUCCUGGUGGAAGGAGUUACAGUGAGGAUUAUGUGUAUUGGAAGUCACAUACCUCUUUAAAGCUUGAGCAGUAAACAUCACGACCAAUUUUUAUGAUCUAGGUUUUGAGAUUUCUAUGUUUAUUGUUGCAGCCAUCUUGAAACAAGAGAAACAGUAAGUCUGCACAUUUGUUGGCAGCGGCAAGUCGCGGUAUAUACAUGUAGGCUCAAGAAUGUAAUCAUGAUCAAACGCGACCGCUUAACGUUUUCUUUGGAUUGAGCUGGCUAUCUAUUGAUAUCUAACUUGGAAACGAACCCUACAGCUCCAAAUUUUUUUUAGAGUUUGACUUUUCGAGAAAGCUUGAGAAAUCAUUUGCCAACUCGUGAGAGCGUAAGAUAGGUCCUGAGGUCGUGAGUCAUGUACACUGUUUAGGAGAAGACUUGUGCGAAAAUGUGUUCCCUUUUUAGGACAGACGAGCGCAAAAUUGUAUACCCUGUUUAGGACAGGGACGAAAAUAAACCGCCCUGUCCAGCGGCACAUCCCUGUAUUGGUCACAUAAAGGAGUACCGACCCAGGGGCGAAUCGUAGCGUCACUCUGGUACUCCGAAACUCAUUUUCCAUUGUGAUAUUCGGUUUAUCACCCGACGAAUGGAACUGAAAAAAAAAAACUUGUCAUUCGCUUGGGCUUGUCUUUGAUAAUAAACAACUUCUCAGAAUGUCUGUGUGUGGUCGUAAGUUGGUACUUCUUAUUAUUCCUACUUGAGUGUACCUUGUAUUGCUCAAUAUUUAAAGUAGCUUUUGACCUUUUACCAUUUGAGUUUUUUUCUACAGCGAUCUGCUUCACCCCCGACUGGCUUCGCUUUCAAAAUUCAUGUUUCAAAGUUUUCACCAAAAAGCUAACUUGGUUUGACGCACAGAGCUCCUGCGCCCUAAUCAACAGCAACUUAACGUCAAUUCACAGUGCAGAGGAGAACGACUUUGUGGGCAAACUUGUACCGCCUGGUUCGCCCUCUGUAUGGAUUGGUUUCGCCGACUUAUACAGCGAAGAUGACCGCUUUGAAUGGGUUGAUGGCACGUACAAAUCAUUUACAAAUUGA
This is a messenger RNA of Porites lobata, 2964 nucleotides long. NCBI's taxonomy places the organism in Eukaryota, Metazoa, Cnidaria, Anthozoa, Scleractinia, Poritidae. The record is from the annotation of a GenBank genome assembly.